AUGACCAAGUUUGCUGGAAAUUACGUGGCUAGCAUGUACGGGAAAAUAUUGGAGGAACUCACGUAUUCUCUUAACUUUACCUUGAAGAUCGUCUCGCAAAUGAGCGAGCAUGGUCUGUGGGAUGAACAGAAUCAGGCGUGGUCCGGAGUGAUGGGCGAGAUUGUAGCGGGUCGUGCGGAUUUCGCUAUCGCCGAUAUGUCGAUGACGAGCUUUCGGGUACGCUUUGUCGAUUUCACGCUGCCCUUUAUCAUAUCCAGAAACACUCUGUAUUUCAAGGAACCGGGAAUAUGUGGCGUCAAGUGGCUCGGCUAUUUUCAGACAUUCAAUUCGUGCACGUGGGCUACGAUUGUCACGCUGAUAGCGAUUGCGCCGCUUCUCCUAUCUUACAUGAAAACAAUCCGCGAAUCUGGAAGCAUGAUGGAACUGAUCUCUGAGAAUUUUAUCUGCAUUUGGGGUAUCUUCUGCCAGCAGGCGCUUAUAGAGUUUCCGAGAAGAACGUCGCUGCGCAUCGCGUACUUGACGAUAUUUUUGACAGCGGUGUUGGUAGCGGCUCACUAUUCGGCGGCGUUAGUCUGCUUCCUAACGGCGUGCACCCGCGUUCUGCCCUUUCAAACGAUAGAAGAAUUCGUCGACGCCGGCACCUAUAAAUUAAUCGUUCUACGCGGCAGUGCCGACUAC
Molecule: messenger RNA, 678 nt
Organism: Temnothorax curvispinosus
Lineage: Eukaryota; Metazoa; Arthropoda; Insecta; Hymenoptera; Formicidae
Product: glutamate receptor U1-like
Exons: 3
Cellular component (GO): membrane
Molecular function (GO): glutamate-gated receptor activity
Source: RefSeq, a predicted model, not a curated record